UGUCUGGGUUUGAGGAAACACUGUGUCAGUGUGUCUCUCGCUGAGGGGAGGGAGAGCAAAUGUCUCCUGCUCUCUAUUUGUCCUCCUCAUUGGCUUGAAACGUGUCCUCGCUGGCUGUCCUGCAUGUCCAGAUGUCUUUAGUCUCCGCCUUCCCUUGAGAUUCUGCAGACAGCAGUAAAGGUUAUCACAGGGAUGCUGUAGGAAUUCACAGCAACUCUUUAACAAGAGAGCUUCAUCUCGUGAUCUUCCUCGACUAUGAGCAGUGGUGUGAACCUGAAGACGAUGUCCCAGAGCGGCUCUGGUAUUCCUCUGCCGCGGAGCCUGACCAGCCUCUCCAAGCAGGACACCAAGGGCUUGAGCGGCACUUUACUGAGUCCUGCUGCCCAAAACCAGCUGGCUCCGCGAAUUUCCUCGCUUUCUUCCUCAACCUCAUCCAUAUCUUCUCAAUCGGUCUCAAAGGAGUUACUCAAAGAGACCGGAUCGAGAACUCAGUCCUCACAGAGAGCUCAAGGGACAUCUGGUGGCACAAACAGGCCGUCGUUUGCUCCCCGUUCGGCCCACAGCAGCCCACAUGUGCCCAAACGAGAGAUGAUCCCGUUCAAAAACAACCUCCGGAGGGGCUCGUUGCCCCAGGAUGGAUUCAGAGACAUGGAGAGACACUCCAACAAGAACUGGAGAUCUGGCCAUCAUCACUUCAGGAGUCUAGACAAUGAGGUUGUUGAAUCUUCUAGAGAGCACCAGACGCGUCAAGGCCUUCGCAAGCCAACCAAUGGGAACGUCAUUUGGGAAACGUUAACUGGUGUUCAAAGGGACUGUCAGAAGCAGCGGAUGAAAAUGCUGGUUCGUGGUGAUGGUAACAGAGGAACAAUUGCAUCUAAAUCCCAGGUGAACUUCUCAAAUGCGUAUCCUGCAGGAAGGGAGUCUCCACGCAUGGCGGCAGUGGCACCUUUCAGAUUCAGGCUGCAGGUUGGAGAAAACACUGAAGCUGCUCUUGAGGAUCUGAGUGAUUGUUCCUCAGACUCUAUGGAAGUGUGCUGUGAGGAUUUGGGACUGUAG
Messenger RNA from Sinocyclocheilus grahami, 1056 nucleotides. RefSeq lists its product as uncharacterized. Bases 256 to 1056 code for a protein of 266 amino acids. The record is from RefSeq and is a predicted model, not a curated record. Lineage: Eukaryota; Metazoa; Chordata; Actinopteri; Cypriniformes; Cyprinidae. The transcript is spliced from 4 exons.